Scophthalmus maximus (turbot) is the source of this 4164-nucleotide messenger RNA. It is a transcript of the gene cfap57, whose product is annotated as cilia and flagella associated protein 57. The transcript is spliced from 21 exons. Gene Ontology annotation, molecular function: protein binding. Lineage: Eukaryota; Metazoa; Chordata; Actinopteri; Pleuronectiformes; Scophthalmidae. Bases 153 to 3680 code for a protein of 1175 amino acids. The record is from RefSeq and is a predicted model, not a curated record.
CGCAGUGUGUUUUCUCGGUCGCAUGUGUGCGCUCCUUGCUGACUUUUAAGACUAAACUCCUCUGUUGGUGAGGCAGUCCUCUCACGCGUGGGGGGAUUUGUAGUUUUUGAGUGAUAUUUCAUGUUAAUUAGGGUUGGACUCUGAAGUGUAAAAUGAGCGCAGUGGUUGCUCAGUCCCAUUUCAUCUUCGGCCUGCGGAGAGGUGUCGCGAACAAUUUGUGUUUCUUCGACGAGCACAGCUUGGUUUUCCCCUGCGGCAACAACUGCGUGUGCUUCAACACCGUGCAGCGAUGCCAGAGGUUCAUCCCAGGCUCAGAGAAAAGCCAGGGCAUGCGCGCCAUGGCCAUCAGUGCCAACCGGCGCUACCUGGCAGUGUCGGAGAGGGGGGGCGAGCGGGCCACCGUCACGGUGUUCGACCUGCAGCACGAGCAGGGCAGGAAGAGGAAAGUCCUGACCGCAGGGGACGCGCCGGGCCGGGAGUUCGUGUGCGUGGCCUUCUCCCCCGAUUCCAAGUACCUGAUUGGCCAGACGGGCGGCCCGGAGUGGACGUUGGUCCUCUGGCUCUGGGAAAAGCAGAAAGUCCUGGCGUCGGUGAAGACCAGCAACCCGAACAAUCCCGUCACCCAGGUCAGCUUCAACCCUCACAACAACACGCAGCUGUGUGUGAGCGGAACAGGCCUGUUCAAGAUGUUCCGCUACACAGAGGGAGCCCUGAAGCAGAGCAGCUUCCCAAAGGUGGAGACCAUGGGCUUCCUGUGUCACACCUGGGUGACGGCGGAGCGGGUGAUCGCCGGGACGGACGCAGGCAGGCUGCUGGUGUUCGAGUCUGGAGACCUGCGAAGGGAGAUCGGCGCAGCCCUUGAGGCAGACAGGCAAGUUGGGACGAGGAAGAUCCAAGACGCGGACGAAGCCCCGACCGCCUCUCGCAUCACAGCCAUCCUGUCCUACUCCAAGGGCUUUGCGUGCUCCAUGGGCCCUGGCACCGUGUGUCUCUUUGAAAAGACAGAGGACAGCUACAGAAAGAGCAGGGAGAUAAAGAUUCCUCCGGAUCCAUACAACGACGAGGUGACCUCGGCGGAAAGCCAGGAGAUUGACACCAUGUGCCUCAGUCCAGCAGAGGAGACCCUGGCCAUCAGCACGGAACAAGGGCAGUUGUACAGCGUCAGCCUGUCCUCUGUGGACGUCCACAAGGAAGUCCAAGCGCACUUUGAGUUCCUGUCCCAGUCCUUCCACUCCAAGUCCAUCACGGGUUUAUCCGUCUGCCUGCGGAAGCCCUUCGCAGCCACCAGCUCCCUGGACCGCUCUGUCCGCAUCUGGAACUACGAGACGAAGGAGCUGGAGCUGUACAAGGAGUUCCAGGAGGAGGCGCACAGCGUGGCUCUGCACCCCACUGGCCUCUUCAUCCUGGUGGGCUUCUCAGACAAACUCCGGCUGAUGAACCUGGUUAUGGAUGACAUCCGCACCUUCAAGGAGUUCACUGUGCGCGGCUGCAGAGAGUGUGCUUUCAGCCACGGCGGCCACAUGUUCGCAGCCGUCAAUGGAAACGUCAUCCACAUCUACUCUGUCAACUCCUUUGAGAACAUCCUCACUCUGAAGGGCCACAAUGGAAAGAUCCGCGGCAUUGAAUGGAGCCUGGACGACAGCCGGCUGGUGUCGUGCGGGAUGGAUGGCGCCGUGUACGAGUGGAACACGCAGACCGGCAAGCGCGAGUCGGAGAGCGUCCUCAAGUCCUGCGGCUACACGGGCGUGGCCUUCUCGUCAGACUGCAAGACCUUCCUGGCUGUGGGAAGCGACCUCACGCUGAAGGAGAUCCAAGACUGUCAAGUCCUGAGGGAGGUUCCUGCCGACGAGGUAGCCCACACUGCCGUCGCGGUGUCUCAUUCUGGUAGAGUCGUCUUCACCGGGGCGUCCAACGGCACCAUCAGGGCCAUUAAAUACCCACUACCCAUCCAGAAGGACUGGAUCGUGUACCAGGCCCAUUGUGGCCCAGUUACCAAGAUGGCGAUCACGUUCGAUGAUCAGUUCCUGCUGACGGCGUCCGAAGACGGCUGUCUGUCCAUGUGGAAGAUCAUUGACAAGGAGGGACGAGGGCUGAAGAGCAGCAGGCAGAUCGUCCACACCGACGAGAUUCUUGUCACCAAGUCGGACCUGGAGGAAAAGACGCAGACCACGCUGGAGCUGAAGAUGCGUCUGGAGGAGAUGCAGAUGGAGAACGAGUACCAGCUCCGCCUCAAGGACAUGAACUACAACGAGAAGAUGAAGGAGACUUCGGACAAGUUGACGCAGCAAAUAGAAACUCUGCAGACUGCACAACAGGCCAUGAAGACAGAGAUGGAGAGGCAGGAGCGUGAGCACCAGGAGAGUUCUGCAGAGGUCGCCAUGAAACAUUCCAGAGAACUGAAGGAUUUAGAGUCCUCCUACGGCCAGAAGCUGAUCGUGGAGCACGAGCGGUUCCAGGAUCUUCGGCAUCGGUGUGAGAGAGCGCGGGAGGACUAUGAGAGGAGCGCGAAGACCGCAGAGGAGCGCGAAGUCCGAGCCCUGGAGGAGCUGACGCGGCGCUACGAGGCCGAGCUGCGGGAGAAGACGCGACAGCUGGCUCAGUGUCAGGAGGACGCGCAGCAGCAGAUGCGGGAGUUCAAGGAGAUCAUAAAGCAGGAAGAGGAGGACGAGGAGAGGGUGAUCCACAACAUCAAGAUCAGGUACGAGAAGAAGCUGCGCGCAGAAGAAGAGGCCGUCGCCAAUCUGACUCGAGAAAACGGCAUCACGGCUCACAAGUUCCACAGUCUCCAGAGGCAGAUCGACGACCAGCGCACGGACGCCAACAAGCUGAAGCAGGAGCGUCAGCGGCUGCUGGGUCUGAUCCGCUCGCUGGAGAGCGACAUCGAGGACCUGAAGAGGCAGAUCGCUGGGCACGAAAAGACCAACCAGGACAAGGACAAGACCAUCUCCGGCUUGAAGAAGAAGAACCAGGAGCUGGAGAAGUUGAAGUUUGUGCUGGAUUUCCAGCUGAGCGAGCUGAAGAAGCGGACGGAGCCUCAGCAGGACGAGAUCGGCGAGAAGAAGGAGAGGAUCCAACAGCUGGAGGGCGAGCUGGUGCAAACCAACGAGAGCAACACUCAGCUGAAGCUCGCCGUCUCGGACCUGAGGCUCAAACUGAGGACCAGAGACAAGGAGAUGCACAAGGAGAUGCAGAGGGUGAAAGAUCUGGAGACGCAUCUUCAGCGGCUCAAGUCGGACCUCCAUCACUGCGUGGGCUUCAUCCAGGAGCCAAAGAAACUGAAGGACAGCGUGCAGGUGAUCUACGCCCGCUAUGUGCCGCACGACGGGGGGGUGAACAAAAGCAGCGUGGGCGACGAUGUUCAGGCGGCCGUCUGUCGCCAGCGCGAUCACUUGGAGAGGACGGUGCACAGCCUCCGGACCAGUCUGGCCAAAUCGGCCGACGCACACGAGAAGGUCUACGUCAGGAUCAUGAAGGAGAACGUUACUCUGAUCACGGAAAUCAACGAACUGCGCAAGGAGUUGUGUCUGGCGAGGACUCAGGUGAAAGACUGCAAAGCGCAGCUUGCCACUUACAAGAGGUCCAACCAGUCACGUCCCAACUCAGAGGCAGGACCCAAAAAAGACUCCUCAGGCUCGGUCACAUCCCCCGUCGACAGGAAAGUCCAAAGGGACGAAUACUGAGGACUUUUACAAAUAUAAAACAUACAACAAAACUUUUAAUCUCAUAUUUACUCUGGAAUUAAGCUGAAAUUAUGCAAAAAUCACUUUUUCAGUGUUUGUGUCCAUAAAUGUGUGUAUCUGUGGAGCCUACAGCCUGGCUCUGAACAACUGGUUCAGAUUUCUCUCCCACUGUGAUGUCACAGUUGGACUCUUUUGGGGAAACCCCACCUGCAAUCUCUCAUAACCAGGAAUGCUUUCCAUCCCAAGGCGUCCCCAACACUUGACAUGGUGAAAAUUUAAAUAGUCAAAAAAAUAUAUAUAUAUAACAAAAACCACGUUCAGCCUGACCUGUUGGGGUCACAAUAACUACCAAAAUGUCCAUCUGUAUAUACAGUCUAUGGUAACUAUGAAUGUGUAUAGCCAGCAAGCCAUGGUACUUUUAGUCGGAGACCAAAAAGGAUCAUGGCUGGUGGAUCACAAGAAAUAAACAAUUGAUUUCCACUAA